AUGUCAGAAGAGAAAGCGGCCGAGCUUCAGUUGAGUAGGCCCGCCAAACAACCAUGUUUGGAAGCGCUCGGCAUUUCCAGUUUGCUUCUUGAUGAGCCUCCCACGCUGGAGGUGGGCGAUAGCUUCAUGGGGGUCAGUGCCGUGCAGAGGAUCUUAGCAAUCCACGACGUUGCACUGGCCAUGGUAGGCUCUUGUCACCUGGCUCGCCUCAAAGCCUAUAGCAGCAAGUUCAUGCAUCUUUUGUCUCAGCGCCACGAAGCUUCAUCAGGCUUGCGAGCUCCUACAAUUCUAGAGGCCCAGCAGGCUGACUGCAAAUUGUGGCAGGGGAUUUAUGCUUUGGUUCUUGAGAAGGAUUGGCAAUUGAACGACGCAAUCUUCGAGUAUACCGAAAUCAGGGGUGACAUGUCAAAUUUGCUUCAGGCAAGGGCUAGGCCCCCUCCGCCCCCGCGCUUCAAUGAGAAAGGCAUCAAGGGCAAGGGGCUUGGUCGCUUCAUGUCGGAGCAUUGGAAGGGCUAUAGCCUUGACGGCAAAGGCAAAAGCUCCGGAGCGAUGUCCUGGGAAGAAAGUUGCCUACAGUCUUGGAUUCACGAAUGCUCAGCCUCUCUGGUCUGGGUGGCUGCGUGCGGCUAUGGCCUGCCUUGGGCAAAAUCCUGGUUGUUUUCUUCCAGCUAUGCGCCAUUACGAAACAUGGGUUGUGUUUGCGAGCAUGGGCGAGAUUCACAUCAAGUCAUGCGCGGUCUUGACAGCUCCGGCGUGUUCAGAAGCAGGCUUACAGCUCAGUAUCCAGAGGCGCUUGCAACCAUUUUUGCGGCUCAGAUUCAAGUUCUCCUGGACAAACCAGGCCCUGCAUUGCAAUUGCGAGAGGCCCUCACACUGGUGCCACGUAAGCCCAUGGAUCAGCUACCAUAUGCAGUUCAUGAUGGGGCAGGUCGUCAUUCGCAUGCUGACUGGAGCGCUCCCCGCACGCCAGAUCUGUUGCGUAACCUGCGCUCUUUCUUGCUUAAGGCCACUGCGUCUAUGAACGGUCCCUCCCGCCUGCUUCAGCGUCGCUAUGAGCCCAGCAAAGAACCGCUUUUCUCAGCUUCAGAGGGUGCACUCUCGAUUGAUAUCAAAAGCGCUCAUAAGGGCUGCGUUGUCAAGGAUGCGGAACAAGGAUUGCUUGGGUUCACAUGUGAGGAACCAGACGGGUCAAAUGCCCUCUAUUUCUAUCGCACAUGCCCGUUCGGAGCCACGUUUGCCCAGCACUGGUGGGGGCGACUCGGCUCGUGCAUCCUUCGCAUUCUUCAUAUUCUCAUCUACAUAGCCCACACAGGCCACUUGUUUGUAGAUGAUUAUCUCUUUUCUCAGGCGAUGUCCAUUCUUCCAGCAACGAGUGCCAUGAUUUGCAUGUUCAUGCAGAUCAUGGGUGUGCCUCUUUCCUGGCACAAACUUCAGAUAUCCGUUCGGGUCACUUGGAUAGGCUGGGAUUUUCAGUACUCUGCCGGUAUCGUGUUGCUUAGCUAUUCGGUUAAGCGUGAGGUCACCUUUCGUGCUGGAUCUGUGAAGAUGCUGGCUACUCGGGUGACUGUGCCGAGGAAUGAUGUCGGUGCCGAGUUUGAAUCCUUGGUUUCUAAGAAUCCACAAGUUGGAGUGCGCAUCUUGGAGCAAGCGUUGCGGCAGAGGCGAUUGGGAACAGAUACUAGUCGCCAGGCAAGGGAAGAGAUCAGUCGCAGGAGGUGGAUCUUGGAAUUGGCCAAGGUCAUUCGAGAGGCAGGCCUUCCAGCGGCAUCGCGUAUUGAUGCUAUGAGCAAUCCUGAGGCAGCCUGGGUUCGUGCUUUUGGUUCCCGUCGAGCAAAGACUUUAAAGAAUCGUGCAGUGGUCUGGCGCAAGCUGGUAGAGUGGCUACAGGCUACGUACUCGGUGUGCUGGCCUCAGUCUGCAGAGGUGGUGCUACAGUAUUUGGAAGAGAGGCAUGAAAUUUCACCAUUGGGCAAAACUGUCCCGGGGGGAAUUCUUUCUUCACUGGGCCUACUGGAACAGGUUGGCCAGGUUGAUGUCACCGAUCGCUUGAGUGAGGACACGUUGCUCAUUGAGGGCGUUCGUUCCUGGAAGGUUGAAUUGGAACAGGACUCAGCACCAGUUAAGCAAGCACCCAUGUUUCCGGUGAUUGUGCUGCUGGCGUGCGAACUCUUGGUUUGCAACACUUCAGCUGAUACGUGGAGCAGAUUUUAUGCUUUCAUUAUCCUCCUCCAGGUGUGGGCCACCUUGCGCGUGGAUGAUCUUCAGAAUAUCAACCCGGCGAGCAUAACACUGUCACAGCUUGGGCUUAAAAUGACUUUGGACAGGACGAAGACAUCAGGUGCCGGGAAGCAUGUCGGCAGGCUACAGGCAUUUGUCAUGCGGGGCAUCAGCUUAUCUGGAUUCGACUGGAUCGGUCACGGCUACCGCUUGCUGAAUUCGGAGGCCCUCAAGUUUGAACGGGACUUCCUGUGUGUUCGUUUCUGCGGGGACAGGGACACUGCUAGCCAAGGGUUCAUCGACAAUGAGGAGGUUGCUCUUAACAUACGCAAGUUAUUGCAGGAGCUGCCUAUGCCAGUCAAGAAGUCAGGCAAGUGGACAUAUAGCCGUGAUUCGCGGAUGCUUCCUGAAGCUGUUGUGCCUUACUUCACAGGACAUUCGGGCAGGCACACACUGCCUAGUUUGGCGGCUGCGGCAGGUGUGGGCAAGGAGCCUCGAGAUUACCUGGGAAGAUGGUCUGCAGCUAAGCAUGGCAGUCAGGACUACGUGCUUACAUCGCGUCAAGUUGUGCAUCAUGUACAGUCAACGACAUGUCGAGCCAUCCUCGAGGGAUUGCCUGCUCCGGGAAUCGUUGAAGAAGAGAGCUUGAAUGAGAUUCAGGACUAUUAUGCCAAGCGAGGAGGCCCACCGAUGCAACUUAAGCGUCAACUGAAAUGCUUGGAGUGGGAUGAUGAGAGGGGCUCGUGGGCCCUGGGGGGAACUUUCCCCUUGAUCAGCAUGUCACCUGGGAUUCUGGAACAGGCCAAAGGGGAUCCUGGGGCGAAGCUUCCAGAAGCUACGAUCGAGCUGGCGGUGGCAGCUCCCUAUUUUGUCACAGUUUCGAGGUGCCGGCCGACAGAUCAGAAUCGGCCAGCAUCCAGUAGUUCCGGUUCAGAUAGUGUGGAGCCACCCGCAGAUCAAGAGGGCUGCAACCAACCACAUCCACUUUGGGAGCACUUUGCCAAGCUGAGCAUCAAGGAUGACAAGAAGGGGGAUUUGCACGCGUGGCUAUCGGGCAUUGCAGUCAAACAGGGCUUCGAAUUGCAGAUGGCCGAAUUUGAUGCGACCCGCGCACGCUGGGCGCAAUGGUCCAAGACCAGUGCGGGAUGCUUCCUACCCGUGGGGCUUUCCUUGGCGGCUUCGUUGCAGGCACAAGCAGGCGGGCACUACGUUGGUCCGCUUCAGCCUUGCCAGGUUCACGAUCAUUCUCACACUGUCGGUUGGGACGGCAAUGCCUGGCGCUCUGCCUUCAGUUAUCCUUCAGCUUUCUGUGAGUUCCUUGCUCGAGCUCUGGCGCCGAGUGCACAAGCAACAUUGGCCACAGACUCAGCGGCACUGCCUGAGCUUCCGCAUGCGGCUGAGGCUUUUGCUCGUGAGCUCCUCGCAAAACCCGAAAUUUUGGCGUCUGACAUUGAAACCUUGUUCAGCUUGCUUCCUCAUGAGCCACCCCAUGCUGGUUCUCAGGCGAGCUCAGGCACGGCUUUCUUCACUGGUGCAUGCAGCUUGGGAGGUAUCGCUGGACUUCGCGCAAAUGCCAGCAAGUUUCCCCUUGCUUCACAGGUGCUAUGUCAUUUCUUGGCCAAGGUAAAACCCGACUUUCGUUUUACGUCUUGUGCUCUCUUCAACAAUGUGGCCACACAGCUACAUAAGGAUGCGAGAAAUGCGACUUGCACCAAUCUGAUUGUUCCGAUUAGUUCAUUCAAGCGCGGCGGAAUUUGGUGUGAGGACCCUGAAGGCACGGUUCCUUUCACUUGCGAAGGUGUCACACGCAUGGGCACAUGUCUUGAGGUGGCAUCUGGACCCGUGAUCCUUGAUGCCAGGGAUCGCUUGCAUGCGACUCUCGAUUGGCAAGGCGAUCGCCUCGUCCUCAUUGCGUACUCAGUUUCGCAAUGGGGAACCGAAGGCUUCAAAACCAACAGCCCGAACGGUGAAGGAGAGGAGAAGGCCACAACAUCGGUGCAGAAAGAUGAGGUUGAGUCUUUUGAUCCAGCUCGGAACCGGACGGCAUCUGCUACAGAGUUGGAGCACUGCGAGAGAAUCUCCUUUCUCCUCAUCUGCUUUGCACGCAGCAAGGAGCAGGAUCGCUGGUCUGUUGCCGGAAAGUACGUCCAGGGCGAGAAGGUCAGCAAGCGGCAACGAACUGAGGAGGAAAGGGCAACAGAGGCUUUCACCAGUUCGCGACAGACCAGUCUUCACACACUGCCCAAAAAGUCCGAGUUCUUGAAGUUCGAUUUGGAACGCUUCAUUGGCUUAGCACUGUGGGCUACAAGCCUUUUUCCGGUCAUGAAGAGCAUGCUGCAUACCUUCUAUCACGAUCUCUACAGCCCAGCUGCUACGAACUACAGCAUUCCGCCAGAGCGCUGGCAUGAAAUCGCAAGAUACUUGUCGCCGGAUCUGCAUUUCACAGCGACGCCGCCAGGUGCCAAGAAGCAAGCCAGCAAAGAGAGUGCAGCGAUCCGUGAAGAUUUCUUUGCGGCUUUACUUGAGCUCCGCGAAGCCAACCGGAGCGUACAGACGGUGAUUCUUUUCUGGCGACAACCUGAGGAGGCUUCUUUACAAGACGCUCCCAUGGAGCGGGAAGACGGCAAGGAUGAUUCCAGCCCUGCUUUGUGCUUCUACUUUGCCGUCGGUGCCUGCAGCACCCAAGUGGAAGCCUCGGCCUCGACCAUGCUUUCCACUGGUGGACAGGUCUUCUCCAGCGGCUACGGCACUUGGGACGAGGCCGGCAGUUCAGCUUUGAGUGACCCUUUGGUGGACAACCUCCUUCAGGCGGCAGAUGCUUUUGCUUCCUCAGCAGAAUAUGCAUUUCCUCCGGAACCACCCAAAGUACUGCCUGGCAAAUUUGCUUUGCCAGCCCGGCCCGCAACAUCGACAGCACGGGUUACUUUGCAGAACGAUGUACAUGUAAAGCUCCGCGCCAAGGGACUGCUUUUGUGGCGCCAGCUGGUUUUGCUCCUUGCACCUUUGAGCUCUGCUUUGCAGGAAAUCUUGGAGUCGGCAUCCUCAGAAGCUUUACUAGCUCAGCUCGUGGCGUCCGUGGCAGACACCACAUUGGUCAGGAAUGUGCAGAGUUGCCUGCAGUACUUUGCUUUGCUUCAGGAUCUGGGUUUUGAUGCAUCUCGGAUCUCCCAGGUGCAGGCCUAUGAUGUUAUGAUACAGCUUUACCGAUCCCCUGAGGAUGAAGAAGAAGUUCCCAUGUCCUGCUUUCCCCUCAAUACGUUGAAGGCUCUGAGAUGGAUGGUCAAGGUGGCAACCAUUUCCUUUCCGGACCUUUACACAGGCCUUUUUCAUUCGGUGGCCCACCAACGUAACGAAGCAGAUCGCCGAGAGUCAGUGCCUUUGCCUCUGGAUUUUGUUGCUUACCUGGAGUUUUGCCUGCUUUCAAAUGCUUUUCCUGAUUUGCAAUUGAACAUCGGGGCGCUCCUGGUUAUGAUUUGGGGCUCUCUGCGGUUCAGCGAUGCCAUGCAUGUGAAGUGGGGAUCUUUGCUUUACGAACAAGAGGUGGGCCGUGGAGUUUCUUUCCGGACCAAGACCUCAGUGCGUGGUGCCCCCUUUGGGGUGGUCGGAGUGGGCCUUCUCGGUCCAUGGUUCCAGCUAUGGCUUGCUUUACUGAAAAAUGAAUGGUGUCGUAUUGGUAAGUUGGCGGGCCCUGUGGAGCCAGAUGCUUUGCUUUUCCAUGCGAGCGACGACGAGUUGUUCGUCCCCAUGACAUAUGGGGUCACCACAGGCAUAGCAGCGCACGUUGGCGACCUUUGUGUCUUCAGCAUCGUGGAGGGCAAGUUCCUUUACAGGUGCUACUUUUCCUUCGGCAUCGGUGAGUCAGGUACUCCAGAUGAGCUUCUUUUCAUCAUCACUGCCAAGACUAUUCACAAGGCGGUGGUUUGCUCGGAGCUCGACCGUUGCACUACUUUCCAAGGUAAGAAGCUUUGCAGACACAAGGCAUGCUUGGCAGAACUUUGCUCUCAUGCGAAGAAGCUUCAUGUGGCCGCGCAGAGCUUUGCCCGAGACUUUGCGCGCGUCCCUUCGCAACCCUCCGCUUUUCUUUGCGUCAUGGCACAGAGCGACUACUUCCCGGAGAACUUUUCGGAGCUCUCGGCUUGGGAUCUCUGGGACGCCUCGGAGCAUUUUGCAGGGCGAGAAGGCUACUCCCGUGAGGAGUGGUUCAGCUUCUGGCGGUCAGCUUUGCCAGAUCGAGUGGAGGCUCCGACCCAGGAGUGUGGGUCUACUUUGCCUUCUCCUACCACGGCGGAGCCAGCGCCCUCGGAUGAACUUGAAUGGGGCUACGACAGAGGAUGCCUCUACUUUGCAUACAGCAACAGAGGUUCCCUCGUCUACUUUGCCAGCUUCAGAAGUUCCUUACCACGAAUGGGGAACAGAGGACUGGGUUCCUACACCGUUACACAGUACCUGGAGCGCUGGGACCCACGCCCGGAUUCGACUACUUUGCAUACGACUUCUGACGGUCCGGGCGAAACUUUGCCGUGCACUGUGGAUGCGGAUCCACCCGCCACACCGCCGGCAGCCGAGGUGCCUUCCACUGAUGAGCCGCCCUCUUCUUUGCCUACACCUACCAUGGAGGAGGCGGAGGAUUUCAACUAUGUGCCGUGGAACUUUUCGCAGCUUACGGAGUCAGAGUUGUGGCAGGCUACGGCAUUCUUUGAAGAUUGGAUGGGGUACGAUAGACAGCAGUGGCUGGAGUUUUGGCUUUCUUUGCGGGCAUCGCAGGGGAGUUCGGAUACUUUGCACCCGACUCCAGAUGGUGCAGCUGGCUCCACCGCGGAUCCCCAGUCGGAUCCUUUGCCUUCGGUGACCUCUACCGGGUCGUCCCCUCCUUUACGAUCGUCGGCUACCUCGGGGACUACCCCAGGACAGGACGGUAGUUCUUUGCCGCAAAGCUCAGAACCAACGGACGGCGCUGGAACCCGACCUUUACCGCCCAACCAGCGGGUGUUCCGAACGGCGUGGGGCGAGACCCAGUUGAUUCAACGGGCAACGGUCAUGGAUUCUUUGUCCUCGAGAUCUACGGUGCAGCAGUUGGCCACAGCUUUGCAGCUUUCCAUUCCGUUGUCAGCUGCAUCUCUCGGAGACUCCACACUGCUUUCGUUUGGCCUUGGCACUGUGAACCUGGAAGGUCUCGAUGCUUUACUGGCAUCCAAAGGCUGGUCACCUGAUGCUGAUGAGCUCCCUGUCCUCAGGAUGCUGUGGGUGCAGGCCCACAAGAUCUGUACUUUGCCGUCGGUGGGCUCAGAUACCUCGGCGAGUACUUUGCACUCAUCUUGGGCAGAGACCUUUCCUCCCAAACUUUCAACAGAAACAACUUUACAGUUGAAGCGCGAUUUCGAGAAAGCCUACCCCUCCGAAGUUCUCGACGACACCAACUUUCCGAGUGCACGCCUACUUUCCCUUGCUUACAGACUAAAAGGCACGACGGACUGGAAGUUCAUCUCCUGGAAACACAGACUUUCCAAACAGCAAGAAGAAGACUACAACUCGGCUCGGCCCAGAAAGUUGGCAAGAUUUGAGAACUUUACCGACGUCCUUUACGACGACGUGCCCUCGCGUAACGUUGCGGAGAAUAUGGGAUUGUAUGUGAUAAGCAAUUUACUUUCCAUACAUUCCAACGCCCUCGCGCUUGCGGACAUUGCUCAUCUUGCUACUUUACGUUCCUAUGAGCGUAAGUUCUUGAAACAUGUCCAGGCGAGAACAGACCCAACUUUGCGCCCACCUAACGCACAGGAGUGCGAAGCCGCAGAUCGCCGAUGUUGGUUAGUUGUUGGCCAGCUCAGGCAAGAAGGCUGGUCGGUGGAUGAUGCUUUGCAUGAGUUCACAGAUGUUCGUGCAGAGUUGGUUGCUUUGCUUGCUCCACGGCUGGCUCCUUUCAAAGGCGGCAAGAAAGGGGAUGGCAAGGGUGGAAAGGAGCCCUGGAAGGGACAUACUCCCAAGGGGGGUAAGUCAACGGGGGGCAAAGGUGGCACAACUCCGGGAAAGGGGAAGUCCACCUUUACCAAAGGUACUCAUGCCUUUGAGUGGGCAAACAAGGCGAAGAUCAAUGGAGAGACCAAGGUGCUUUGCAUGGCAUACAGUACCCACAAAGGCUGCACUUCCAACAAUUGCAAGUUUGAGCACCUUUGCCCCGUGAUCCUGGAGAAUGGCGAUGAAGGCCUGGUUCCAGUAGCUUUGCCUGCAGAUGCUACAGGCUUUUUCCUGGACAUCAAUGGGGGGGCCCGGCGCCCUCUGUCGGCAGCAUUUCUUGGAGCUGGCUGUGAUACCUUUUCGGUCGCUCCUGAAAUUUUCCCUGAACGUGAUCUUCUACAAGACGAGUUCUUCUUUGCCUUGCUCAGGGUUUGUCACUCUGGGCAGGUUGCCCUUUUACACAUCUUGCUUUGCGCCAGUGAUUUCUCAUCGAGUCUUUUCGAGCGCAUGAUUCAGAUAGCACACGCGUGCUUUGCGGCGGGUUCUCAUGUACUGCUUUCUCAGCACUCUCACUCUGCAGUAUGGAGCCAAGCGUCGGUGAUUUUUCUUUUACAGCAGAUGGGUGCAGACGCUAUUUUCUGGGACCCACAACGCUUUGGUUGCAACUUUGAAGGCUUUGGGCUCCUGGCUGCAUCCUUUUCAGCUUUGCAGUUUUUAGCCACUACAUCCUCGACGGGGUCGUCAAUGCAGGCCCAUCGGGAGUUCGACUUUUCUUCAUUGAGUGCGGACUUUGUGCUCGCGGUGGCCGAGGGUUCUUUGCAUCUUUUCGCUCAGCGAAGCCCGGAACCCAAAGAUUUGCAGUUUGGCCACAUUCCUUUUCUGAGGCACGUCAAAGAGAGAUUCGAGCCACCCUUUGCCAACCAGGAUGGUGCUGGGAUUUACUCAGUGCCUGAUUGGAGUACGCCUCCGCCUGGGGUUCAGGAUGUACUUUGUGAUCUCAGGUCCAAACUUCGACAGUGGAUCUUUGAUGAAAAGAUCCCACAACGUCUACAGAGUCUACAGGCCCAUGCUUUGCAGCACAGCUCGGAGCCACUCUUUCAGGAAGGCGAGAUUCAGCAUCUCAGACAGCUUUUCCAGUCCUGGGUCUCAGAGCAAGGAUCGUCACAUGUUGUUGACUGGACGAUUCCGGAUCAUCAACCUUAUGCUUUGCAUGCUUUGAAGUUCUUCUCGCAGUUUGUCAAGGACAAG
Symbiodinium sp. CCMP2592 is the source of this 9417-nucleotide messenger RNA. The record is from the annotation of a GenBank genome assembly. NCBI's taxonomy places the organism in Eukaryota, Dinophyceae, Suessiales, Symbiodiniaceae.